Molecule: messenger RNA, 978 nt
Organism: Huiozyma naganishii CBS 8797
Lineage: Eukaryota; Fungi; Ascomycota; Saccharomycetes; Saccharomycetales; Saccharomycetaceae
Gene: YPQ1
Product: cationic amino acid transporter
Exons: 1
Coding region: 1-978 (325 amino acids)
Biological process (GO): basic amino acid transmembrane export from vacuole
Cellular component (GO): fungal-type vacuole membrane
Source: RefSeq, a predicted model, not a curated record
AUGCGUUUCGCACCUAUAGAGUUUACUGGCCAGAAUGUCAGUGGGCUAAUGGGCUCGAUAUCGAUUGCCUGCUGGGUCAUCGUUUUCGUGCCGCAGAUCUAUGAGAAUUUCUACAGAAAGUCUUCUAGUGGUCUUUCGCUACUGUUUGUUGUGCUGUGGUUAGCUGGUGACGUUUUCAAUUUGUUGGGAGCACUGUUGCAGCACCUGCUUUCCACAAUGAUCAUAUUGGCAGCAUACUAUACCGUCGCGGAUAUAAUACUGCUGGGCCAAUGUCUGUGGUACGAUAACGGGGAGGAGGAUGUCGUUGAGAUUGAUCCAGUACAUUUCUCCCCUGCCAACCCGGUGAACGAAAACGUGCUUCAAGAUGUCUUUCACGAACAUGAACCCCUGUUAAGGGUGACAAAAUCCCAUCGGAACUCUGACGUGGUCACCAACGAGUACCGUUCCAUAGAAGACGAAAUAAAUAGAAGCAUGGAUGCAGACGCUAACAACGAUUCCGAGGUAGAGGUCGUCCAAGAAACAUUGGACAGUGGUAACUAUACAAGCGACAUUGUCAUCGUGUCCACAGUCAUCAUGGCAGGGUUCAUAGCGUGGUAUAUACCGUACUGCAGGAACUACAACCCUACACCGUUGAAACCAAAACCAACACCAACAGACGUCGAGUUCAAUUGGCUCGCGCAGCUGUUCGGAUACCUGAGUGCGGUCCUAUACCUGGGUUCAAGGAUCCCGCAAAUCUUACUAAAUUUCAAGAGAAAGUCAUGCGAGGGUAUUUCGUUUCUGUUCUUUCUGUUCGCAUGUCUGGGGAACACAACCUUCAUUACCUCAGUGCUCUGCGUAUCGCUGGAACCAAAAUACCUGCUUGUCAACGCCUCGUGGCUUGUGGGGAGUUCAGGCACUUUGGUCAUGGAUUUCAUCAUCUUUGGCCAGUUCUUCGCAUAUGGGAGAGGGAAAAUAGUAAGUUCACCAGCAAGCGUAUAA